ACAAUGGUUUUGGAGGCACUUGGAAGCCUUUCCUUGCAAUCACCACUACCCACUAAGCAACAAAUAAGGAUGCUGUCUUCUUUUGUUAGGGCAUUUUUGGAUUGGUGCUGUGCUUGAAAAUGAUACCCAGUUUGGCCAGCUCUUAUUCCCAUCCACUUCGCUUACUGACAAAAUUCAACCUAGAGAGAGAAACAAACAAAGUUUACUCAAAGAGAAAAUCUAGAAAGAAAGAGACGGGGGAGAGAGAGAAUGGGAGAGAGCGGGUUCUGUUACCUCUGUAUUUCAGAAAAUACCAUAUUCCUCUGAUUCUACCAAGGAAAAACAAAUUGAUGACGACAAAAGCAACCUCUUGUUUUGUCACACGCAGCCAUGGAAAAAUCCUUUAACACAUGACCUUUAAUUCCAAUACCCACUUUGCAUCAAAACCCUGCAUAAAUCUGAUACCCUCUUUGAUGGAUUAAGAGAUUGAGUGAGUCGGCAAGCUUUGAAAUUUUCUCGGGGGUUUUCUGGGAUUUUGAUCAAUUUGAAAACCCAGUUGGGAACUUAAUUAAAGGUGGUGGUGUACUUGAACAGUUCUCAAGGAGGAACGUUUUCUGAUUUUCCAUUCCAAUUGCUCGGAACUUGCUCGUAGUUAUUUAUGGCUGGAACGUUUCAAGAGGAUGGAUCUUCUUUAAAUUCUUCACCCCUCUUUCCAUGGAUGUCACUAUCUCCUGGGUCCGGAUCACCAUAUGCCUGGCUCAAGGAGCUGAAAACUGAGGAGAGGGGUUUGUACUUGAUACAGCUUCUUCAAGCCUGUGCUUACCAUGUGGCUGCUGGUAGUAUUGAGAAUGCUGAUAUUGGCCUUGAGCAUAGUUCCCAUCUUGCCUCUGCCGAUGGCAAUGCAAUGCAGCGAAUUGCUGCAUACUUCGCUGAGGCACUUGCUGAUAGGAUGCUUAAAGCCUCACGGCCUGGCCUGCAUAAAGCUCUCAAUUCAACAAAAAUAUCAUCUCUGUCUGAGAAGGUUUUUGUUCAAAAACUCUUCUUCGAGCUCUGUCCGUUCCUAAAGGUUGCAUAUGUGAUCACAAAUCAAGCGAUUAUAGAAGCUAUGGAGGGGGAGAAGAUGGUUCAUAUUAUUGACUUAUAUUCAUUUGAACCAGCCCAGUGGAUUGAUUUUCUUCAGACAAUAAGUGCAAGGCCAGAAGGCCCACCCCAUUUGAGAAUUACAGGAAUUCAUGAACAUAAAGAGGUAUUGGAGCAAAUGGCUCUUCGGUUGACUGUAGAAGCCGAAAGGUUGGACAUCCCGUUUCGAUUCAUUCCUAUAUUGAGCAAAUUAGAGGAUCUUGAUCUUGAAAGUUUAGGGGUAAAGACAGGAGAAGCACUUGCUGUCAGCUCUGUACUUCAACUACAUUCUCUUUUGGCUGCUGAUGAGGAAGUCCUCAGAAGGAACUCUCCAUCGUUAUCGAAGAGCCUGCCCAAAGUUUUCCAUCUGGACCAGAGGACUUUACGAGAGUUCCUUGAGAAGGAUCCGAUCAAUGUGUACAUGGCCAGUCCUGAUUCUGCCUCCACAUCAUCCCCAUAUUCUCCAAGUGCUUCCCCAAGAAUGAGGACCUUUCUAAAUUCGCUUUGGGCGCUCUCCCCAAAACUAAUGGUAGUGACUGAACAGGAAGCAAACCACAAUGGUUUUACUUUAAUGGAGAGGGCUAUUGGAGCAUUGCAUUUCUAUGCUGCUCUCUUUGAUAGUUUGGAGUCUACUGUGUCAAGAUUACCGAUAGAGCGACAAAAGAUUGAGAAGACACUUUUUGGAGAGGAAAUUAAAAACAUCAUAGCAUGUGAGGGAGCAGAGAGAAAGGAGAGGCACGAAAAACUUGAGAAAUGGAUUGCGAGGCUUGAGUCGGCCCGUUUCGGGAGGGUGCCUUUUAGCUAUCACAGUAGGUUGCAGGUGAGUAGACUUUUGAAGAGCUAUGGUGAUAAUGGGUACAAUAUCAAAGAUGAGAAUGACUGUUUGGUUAUCUGCUGGAACGAGAGGCCCCUCUUUUCGGUAUCAGCCUGGAGAUUCAGAAGGUGACACUGAGAUUAGUUGCUAUGUUGGGACUGACUGUUUUUUUUCUUCUUGUUCCUUUUUUAUUGGCAAGUGCCGUUUCUUCUACUGCUUCAUGCUCUCUUCUCGUUUUCUUUUGCGUAUAAAGGGAUGUUAAGUUUUCAGUCUUCUGCGACUGCAUACUGACGGAAUGGAAUCGAGAACUUCAUUCUAUGUUCCAAAAA
Molecule: messenger RNA, 2241 nt
Organism: Juglans regia (Persian walnut)
Lineage: Eukaryota; Viridiplantae; Streptophyta; Magnoliopsida; Fagales; Juglandaceae
Product: GRAS family protein TF80-like
Exons: 2
Coding region: 638-2044 (468 amino acids)
Biological process (GO): regulation of DNA-templated transcription
Cellular component (GO): nucleus
Molecular function (GO): DNA-binding transcription factor activity; sequence-specific DNA binding
Source: RefSeq, a predicted model, not a curated record